GGCAAGGUGUACAUGUUUUUAAGUUAUUGAUAAAAAAUAAUCAAUAUGUAUAGUGUAUUAACGGCAGUGGCUCUUUUGUUUUUGUUUUGCGAUAUUAGCUACUAUAUCAGAGCGAUUGGGGUUAUUUUAUUCGGAAAACUUUACCCAAUGAAAUGCAAAAUAUCUGAAACAACAGUUCAUUAUGGCAUCUGCACAACUAGGGAUGUUGACAUAUUUUUGACGCACAUGAGUAACGCCCGGUUCCUUCGAGCGGUGGAUUUCGCCAGGCAGCACUUCUAUGAACGAACCGGCAUUUAUUCCAAACUGGCAUUUAAGAGCACGACCUUUGUGAAGGCGUCGACCAUUCGAUAUAGACGGCCAAUCGCAUUAUUCAGCCAUUAUAAAGUCGAGACCAGGAUGUUAUGCUGGGAAAAUCAGACAAUGUACCUGGAACACAAGUUCGUCACACCGAAAGACAACUUUGUGAGGGCUGUCGCUCUUUCACAAAACUACGUGGUUGGCGUUGAUUUACCUACCGCGAUGGAGGAUAUCCCCGGCGCAGAUGCCUUCAAGACUGCCCCUGAAGAAGUCACGCAGUGGUGCCAGUUUCUAGAAGCUUCGAGCGCCAGGCUUAGAAAAAAGGAUUAA
Cydia amplana is the source of this 627-nucleotide messenger RNA. RefSeq names its product protein THEM6-like. The transcript has 3 exons. Bases 46 to 627 code for a protein of 193 amino acids. The record is from RefSeq and is a predicted model, not a curated record. Lineage: Eukaryota; Metazoa; Arthropoda; Insecta; Lepidoptera; Tortricidae.